UUGUCACUUCUCCAGAGAAGACGCGAGGACUGCGGACUCCUCGGAGGGACUCGACAUGGACUUGGGGACCGGGACAGGAGACCGGGCGCUGACUUACGGAGCGGCGAAGUGAAGACAGGAAGUUUGCGAGCGUGUGCGUGCGUGCGUGUUCGUAGCCUGCAGAGGGGAGGGGGGGGGGGAUGUCGGCCCGAAGCGGAGCGGCUCCUCGGGUCUGCGGCAACCCCAACCUGAUGCUGGUACUGCCCCUCCGGGCCACGGUGCCCUACCAGCUCCUCCUCGGCAGGGAGGGCAAAACGGCUGAGAGGACCUCGUCCCGUCCGCCCAGGCCCGCCAUGCGGCGGACCCUGUCCCUGGACGCCAUCGUGGCGCCCUACUUGCAGGGCCAGUGGCCCAAGGAGGCCGAGGGCCCGGCGGGGACGCGUGUCAGCGACAAAGCCACCCAGACGCCAAACUGCUGGGCGGAGGAGGCGCGCUCGAGGAGAGGCCUCGGAGGACACAAGCGUUCGGCCUCGUGGGGCAGCGCCGAGCACCUGAAGGAGGUGGCCAAACUGCGGCAGCAGCUGCAGAAACGAUCACGCCACGCCGCUCCUUCCGUGUCGGCGCACGAGCUGACGCAUCAUUCCCUGCCGGGAAGUCACGCGGCAGGCGUUACACAGACGACGCUGCUGGCGCCGCUGAGCAGACUAGCCUCACGGCUGCGGCGAAGCGUGGAGGGUCUCAACUUGGAGCUGGAGGAGGUCUUUGUUUCGGAGAAGAGGGACGACCAACAUGAGAUCUUGGACAUCCCGGACGGACACAGGGCUCCUGCUCCGGUGCGGAGAUGCAGCAGCGGCUCCCAGAGCGAGUCGUCUCCCGGGCCCUUGGAUCCGUCCUUGUUGUCUCCUUCUCAGUCGCCGUGUUGUCUGGAUCCAUCCCUCUUGUCUCCGUCUGAUUCGCCGUCUCCCUUGAAUCCGCCGCUUUUCUCCCCGUCUCAGUCGCCGUCCCCCAUCGGAGAUCAAGAGUCUGCUGCCGAUGAGAUCCAGUGUCCAUCUCCUUCCACCAUCUUUUCUCCUUAUGGAGCCGAUCCGCCUCUGCUGCCACCUUGCUCGCCUUCGCCGUGUCCCAACCAAAGCUUCUCCUUCCAGCGUCAGCCGCCGGAAGGCUGCGACCGAGUCCGAGUGUGCGAGGAAUCCACGUCCAGCCGCCGUGACGACGAGCCGCUCCUCCAGCCGACCUGCCCGGACCUCAACAAGGUCAACUUCACCCCGCACGGGGGCUCGGCGUUCUGCCCCGUCAGCCUCCUGAAGCCCCUCCUGCCGUCCAUGGACCUUCUCUUCCGCGGCCUGUCCGUCUCCCCCGUCACUGGCUGCCCGGGUCAGGCCUCCCCCACCAGGCAUCUGGGCAUGCAGUGAGGGCGUGGAACUUGGUGGUGCCUUGCAGGACUAAACCACUUUAAGCAUUACAGGUGGGGGGUGGAGUUCAUGUGUUAAGAAUUGCUUUUUUUAAAUGACUACUGUUUUUUUUUGUUUUUUUUUUUAACCUCACAGGACAAAUCAACAAAUUUCUCUGUUUAUAUGAUUUUUAUUUGCUUUACUCACCCAAAGAAGACUUCUUUUCAAACCAAAAAACGUUAAAAUUGGGAGUUGAUUUCCACUGAAUUGAGUGUUUUGUUCUGUGUGUUUAGCAUUUGAAUGGCACUAACUGGGUAGUGCUCAAAGUCAUUGUACAGUGACAAUAAAAGCCUUUUAUUUUAUUUUAAGGUUUUAACUUUUAACUUUGUGAUCAUGUGUUUGUACACUGUACAUUAAUUUGUUUUUAAUAACUCAAAAAAAUGCUUUUUGUUGGUCGACUGUCGUGUCAAAGAUGUAAAUGACCAUACUGGAUAGUACAAACCCCGCCCUUUUCAAAGAUAUCCACUCUAUGAUUGGUCAAGAGAAUAAUGCCUGUGUUGUGUGGACCAAUAGAUUCAAUCCACAUACGGAGACGACAGAAGCCAAUGCGACGUUUUUGAGAAAGGACCACAUUUUCUUUAUAGCUGCCCUGAAACAUUGCCAUGAUACAAAUAUAUACUCAAAUAUUUAAAAACAUACGUAAUACCCAAUGGAUGGUAUUAUAAAUAUAUACAUAACGUCAAUGUAAAUAGUGUAAAAUGUGGUUUGUAUUCAACAUUAAAUCA
Doryrhamphus excisus (bluestripe pipefish) is the source of this 2155-nucleotide messenger RNA. Lineage: Eukaryota; Metazoa; Chordata; Actinopteri; Syngnathiformes; Syngnathidae. The record is from RefSeq and is a predicted model, not a curated record.